AUGAUUCCAAUCCUGUAUGGCUCGCAGACAGGAACUUCAAGGUAUGUGUGCAGACUGCUUGAGAAGGCAGUUGUAUAUGGUUAUAGCAAGCAUACAAUAUAUAAUUUGGACAACUUUGAAGCGGGUAAAGAAGAUACAGCACAAUGCAUUGUUCAGUCAAUCGAUGAAUUUGGCAUAGAAAGGCUCCUUGAUGCAAACGUUGUAGUGUUUGUGUGCUCAACACAUGGAGACGGCGGAGAGCCUUUCAACAUGUCCAGGCUCUGGGAAUUUUUAUCCAGAGAUGAUCUUCCAGAUGGUAUCCUAUCACACCUGAGGUUUGCAGUCUUUGGGCUUGGAAGCUCGACGUACGAAAAGUUCAACUACUGCUCAAAAAGGCUGUUCAACCGACUCGUAAUGCUGGGUGCAACACCAAUCAUCAGCAGAGGAGAGGGAAAUGCACAGGACAAAGACGGCUUUCUAACAGGUCUCAGGCCCUGGGCUAAGGAGCUGGUUAAGUGUUUGCAUACGCUUGAAUCUGACUUCCAGAUGAGCAUGGAUCAUCCUGUGCCUGAAGAGUAUGCUGCCAGGCUGAUCGAAAAAAGCACACUGACACCAAGCGACCACCAUCAAAGAAUAGUUGAGUUUGUGUUUGACAUUCCUGAAUACAAGGAGUUCUGUCCAGGAGAUUGUAUAUCCUUUCUUCCAACAAACUAUAACUAUGCUGAGUUCAUGAAAUACAACCAAAUUGAAGAUGGAAAGCAUGCAGGAGUAGACGCAGAGUCUAUUAUCAAGAACACAAUAGACUUCAACUCACCGCCAAGACAAAUAUUCUUUUUUGAGCUCAAGCACUUUCUAGCAGGAAAGCAAUGCAACGAGGAGCAUCUACAAAAGAUGGACGAAAUUGCAAAUAGCUAUGAUUUGUACUACAACUAUGUGCACAAGCCUCGGAGAACAAUGUUUGAAGUUCUGAAGGAGUUCAACGUGAGGGUGGACAUCAGGUUUCUCAUCGACUUUGUGCCCAGAAUAUAUCCAAGAUUUUUUUCGGUUGCAAGAAUCAAUGGAUUGUAUCGCAUCACCGUGUCGAUGGUAGAAUAUUACACUUCGAUUGCUGAACCUCGUAGAAGCAUUUGUUCGGAGUAUCUUUCAGGUCUGGCAAUCGGAGACAAGGUUAAUGUGGAUGUUGGCAGAAGUAAUCUAUAUUUUGAAUCAAAAAAGCUGUUGUUUCUGUGCACAGGAGCAGGAAUAACACUUGCAAGGGCAUGCAUCAAUGAAUUCAAGGACAAAGAGAUUGUGGUGUUCUAUGGAUUCAGACAUCGAAGCAAGGACUUUCUAUACUGUGAUGAGUGGAAGAAGCAGAAUGUAAAGUUGUUCUGUGCAGCGUCUAGAGACGAUGGAGUUUAUAUACAGGAUGUGUUUAAGAAGCAUCCAGUUGAUGGGAUUGAUGAUUACCUGGUAUUUGUCAGUGGAAACUCAAGGUUGAACAAAGAGAUAGAGCAGGUGCUUGGAGAAGUGUAUGGGAAAAAGAUUGUUUUUCAAUCGGAAACAUGGUAG
Messenger RNA from Ordospora pajunii, 1530 nucleotides. RefSeq lists its product as uncharacterized. The record is from RefSeq and is a predicted model, not a curated record. Gene Ontology annotation, molecular function: FMN binding; oxidoreductase activity; flavin adenine dinucleotide binding. Gene Ontology annotation, cellular component: cytosol. NCBI's taxonomy places the organism in Eukaryota, Fungi, Microsporidia, Ordosporidae. The transcript has a single exon. The coding region runs from base 1 to 1530 and encodes 509 amino acids.